CGUAUUUCACGCCUCUGGAAUGCAUUCUCUUUCAAUAGAAAAAAUCCAAGCCCGAAUCUCUUAUUCAACUCUUGCUGCAAUUGAAAACCCAUCUAUUUAGAGAUUAGAAAAUGAUGGAAAAAAUCCAACUUUUUCUAAUGCUUCUAACUUUUUCAUUGAUUACAGAGGAUCAAGAAACUAUACUAUCAAAAGCACCAAACGUUUAUAUACCCAUUUGCUUUAAACUGCAAUGCAGUAUUUUGCUGCAAAAUUUUUGCCUGAUGGGUACUGCGAAUGUGGUUCAAUGGAAGAAGCAGUCAAGUUGUUUGAUAAAUUGCCUGAACCAAACGUAAUUUCAUGGAAUACUAUGACUCCUGGUUAUAAUUAAAACAGUUUGUUUUGGGGUUCUUGGUUAUGGUUUUGUAAAGUGUGGGCUUCGGGAUUUGAACCUGAUGAGAUUAGUUAUAAUAGUGUGCUUUCAGCUGGUGUUGCUAUGCAAAGUACUAGCUUUGGCAAGCAGGUUUAUUCAGUUACAAUAAAAAAUGGGUUUGUUUGUAAUGGAUAUGUUCGUACUGGAAUAAUUGAUUUGUUCGCAAAAAUAAUUUGUCUGAGGGAUACCUUGAGGGCGUUUUAUGAUGUUUCAAGUUGUGUGAAUGUUUGUUGGAAUGCUAUUAUAUAUGCAGCUGUCAAGAAUGAGGAAAAUUGAGUUGCGUUGGAUCUUUUUGUUCAAAUGGGAAAGUAGUUUUUGAUGCCAAACAGUUUUACGUUCCCUACUGUUUUACCUGCUUGUGCUGCAGUCAAAGACCUUGAGAUUGGAAAAGAAGUUCAGGGGUGGAUCAUUGCAUGUGGUGCGGUAGAUGUCUUUGUGGGAACUUCCUUGAUUGACUUGAAUGUCAAGUGCGGAGACGUGGAUGAAGCUGUGAAGAUGUUUUCAUGGAUGCUUACUCUAAACAUGGUUUCUUGGACUGCUAUCAUUUCUGGAUUUGUGCAGAAGGAUGGUUGUCUCGAUGCCCUCAAGUUUUUUAAAGAAAUGAGAUAUAUGAAAGUGGAAAUAAACAACUACACUGCUAUCUGUGUUACUUCUGCUUGUGCUAAACUAAACAUGAUUGAAGAGGCAACACAAAACCAUUCAUGGAUUAUGAAGAGUGGAGUUUAUAUGGAUUCAGUGAUACAAGCUGCUUUGCUAAAGACGUAUUCAAAAAAAGGAGUAAUUGGUUUGGCUGAAACGGUGGAAAGCAUAAGGAGUCCAGAUACAUGGGCCGUGUUGAUUUGUUCUUUUGAUCAGAAACAGAGUUGUCAAUGGGUAAUUGCAUUGUUACAGACAACGUUAAAAGGGGGUGUGAGAUCUUUGGAGUUUAGUGUCUUUAAUGUGAUAGAAUGCAUAAACCUGGUGCUGGGGAGGCAGAUGCACUGUUACACUCUUAAAACUGGGUUGAUCUUUGAUCUUCCAGUUGAGACUUCUCUGUUGUUUUCAAAAUGUACUCAAAAUCGAAACAGUAGCUUUAAAUUUUAAGAUGGCAGGAGU
Durio zibethinus is the source of this 1504-nucleotide messenger RNA. Its product is annotated as pentatricopeptide repeat-containing protein At1g74600, chloroplastic. Gene Ontology annotation, biological process: RNA modification. NCBI's taxonomy places the organism in Eukaryota, Viridiplantae, Streptophyta, Magnoliopsida, Malvales, Malvaceae. Gene Ontology annotation, molecular function: protein binding; RNA binding. The record is from RefSeq and is a predicted model, not a curated record.